CACACACACACACACUCAGAGCUGUGGAGAGAAAGACGAGAAGUGGAGGCAGACGGAGGGAGAGAAGGAGGAGGAGAGUUUGAUGUCAGAAUGAGUCGGCAACAGAGACAGACAGACAUAUAGACAGACAUAUAGACAGGUCAGUGUCAGUCAGUGAGUGGGUGUGAGGUGUGUGUGGAGCAGGAGACACAAGACAAGGAGGAGAAACAUGAGUCGGCAGCAGCAGCAGUCCCAGGGAGUGGUUUUAACGGGUUACCACAGCAACGCGGAACUGUUACCGAAAACUGGGCCGUGUGUCCCGAGCAGCUGUCCGUCAGCCCAGGACCCCGAGCCCAACCUGCCCAGCCGCAGGACAGGUCACUACACUGUGCAACAGAACCAGAGCUCACAUCAUGGAGACAGGCCUGGGCCCUCCGCUACCACCAGCGGUACAAAAACCACCAGCACUGACCCACCGUCACUACUCAACCCAAGCGUGUCUGCUUGCCCCAGGUCUGAGGUCCCCUCCAGCCCAAAGACAGGCUGCAGCCCCAAACACAGUCCAAACUCCAGGUCCAGACAGCGGCCACCAUGUCAGCGCUGCAACUCUCAGGACUCUCUGGACGAGCUGGAGAUGGACGACUAUUGGAAGGAGGUGGAGAAUAUCACUCGCUCAGGAGAAGGAGCAGGGAGGGGAGAGGGUGGAGGAGAAGGGGAAGUGCAAGAGGAGGAGCAGCCGAAAAUUCCUGAGGAGGGUGAGCAGGAGGAGGCGUGGCUCACAGAGGCGGGACUAGCACGGCUGUUUGAUGAUUCACUAGCAGCUGACCAGGAUCAGGAAGAAGACAGCGCUGUGUUCCUGUCCACGCUGACCAGAUCUCAGGCGGCAGCGGUAGAAAGACGCGUGGCAUCACUACAGCAGACGUUGCUGCGGCGACGCAACAGGCAACACGUUCCUGAUGUUCGGGAUAUAUUCAGACCCCCUGAAAAGGAUGAAGAGCCGAGUAAACUCAAAGGGGGAAGUGAGAACGGACAAAAAGAUGUCACUUCAGCUGAAACAGAGACAGAACUGAAUGUGGAAGUGGCCUUUUCAGAGCAGGCGCUCACCUACAGGGACAACCACCAGAAGUUAAAGGUCACCACAAGCACCAACUCACCUGAUGACAAACUACCGAACUUCAAGCUGCUCCGAGAUAAAACAGGUCAGACCAGAAUAGGAGAUCUGUCUCCUCUGGACAUGAAAAAGGUUCGAAGACUGGUGCUGGUGGAGUCGACGGCUCUGUUUGACACUGCUGGGAUAGACCUGAAGCCGCACAAAGCUGUCAAAGUUAAGACUAAAGAAAGUGGUCUGUUUGGUGUUCCUCUUGCCACUCUAUUGGAACAGGACCAGAGGCGAGCUCCUGGGACCAAAGUGCCAUUCAUACUGCAGAGGAUUAUUAAUCAUAUUGAGGACGAGGGAUUAGACACAGAAGGGCUGCUACGGAUCCCUGGAGCGGCCACCAGAGUAAAGUCACUGUGUCAGGAGCUCGAGUCCUCUUUCUAUGACGGGGUGUUCCCAUGGCAACAGUUGAAGCAGCACGAUGCUGCUAGCCUUUUGAAGCUGUUCAUCAGGGAGUUACCACAUCCUCUGCUGACUGUGGAGUACCUCAACGCAUUUAUCGCCGUCAACAAGCUGCCCACUAAGAAGCAGCAGUUGCAGGCUCUGAACCUGCUGGUCCUUUUGUUACCUGCGGCCAAUCGGGAUACUUUGAAGGCACUGGUGGAGUUUUUCCAGCGUGUGAUCGACCACCAGGCCAAGAAUAAAAUGACUCUCAACAAUGUCUCCGUUGUCAUGGCACCCAAUAUUUUCAUGUUCAAAGGCUUCCGCUCCAAGGUUACAGAACAGCAGGAGUUCUCCAUGGCAACCAGCACAGCCAACAUCGUCCGGCUGCUCAUUAGAUACCAGAAUCUUCUCUGGACAAUCCCCAAGUUCAUCAUGACACAGGUCAGACAACAAAACAUGGAAAGUCAACGGAAACAAAAUAAAGAGCGAGCUGUCAGAAAGCUGCUGAAGAAGAUUACCACCGACAAACCAUCUGAUAAAGCCGUCCCCGAGGAGAGUUCACAGGGAUUUAUUCGAGUUCAGGCUCCACAGUUCAGUAAAGUGUCCAUGGCCGUUCAGCUGACUGAGGAGCUGCAGGCUGCUGAUGUAUUAACACGUUUCCUCAGCCAGGACAGUUCAGUGGCAGUGAAACGAGAAGAUCUCUGUCUCUAUGAGAUUGGUGGAAACAUCAAGGAGAGGUGUCUAGAUGGGGAAACGUACAUGAAAGACCUCUUCCAGCUGAACCCCGCAGCAGAAUGGGUCAUCAAAGCUGUGCAGCGAUAAGCUCGUUCCUACACCGGCCCUGCUGGAUAAUGAACAGGUCCAAAUAUUCACCACUGUGUCCUACUGAGAAGAGACGUCUCCUGGUCUCUGUGGUUCCUGCUGGUUCUGGACGCACACAGACCGUCUGCUUUUAGCAACUUGUUGAUUUUUAACACAGGUGUUUGCAUGGUUUCACACAUUUGGGUUGCCCUGAAAACUGCCAGAAAAUACAAGUAGGCCAGUGGCAGUUUUUUAAACGACAGUUUGCCCCAAAAUCAAAACUGCAUAUGUUUCCUCUCACCUGUAGUGCUAAUUAUCAGUCUAGAUUGUUUUGGUGUGAGCUGCAGAGUGUUGGAGAUAUCAGCUGUAGAGAUGUCUGCCUUCUC
This is a messenger RNA of Epinephelus fuscoguttatus (brown-marbled grouper), 2706 nucleotides long. RefSeq names its product Rho GTPase activating protein 18 (gene arhgap18). Gene Ontology annotation, molecular function: GTPase activator activity. Gene Ontology annotation, cellular component: cytoplasm. NCBI's taxonomy places the organism in Eukaryota, Metazoa, Chordata, Actinopteri, Perciformes, Serranidae. The record is from RefSeq and is a predicted model, not a curated record. The transcript is spliced from 18 exons. Gene Ontology annotation, biological process: regulation of small GTPase mediated signal transduction; signal transduction; regulation of actin filament polymerization. The coding region runs from base 209 to 2341 and encodes 710 amino acids.